Talaromyces stipitatus ATCC 10500 is the source of this 4146-nucleotide messenger RNA. RefSeq names its product MATH and UCH domain protein, putative. Gene Ontology annotation, molecular function: protein binding; cysteine-type deubiquitinase activity. The transcript is spliced from 3 exons. The record is from RefSeq and is a predicted model, not a curated record. Gene Ontology annotation, biological process: protein deubiquitination. Lineage: Eukaryota; Fungi; Ascomycota; Eurotiomycetes; Eurotiales; Trichocomaceae. The coding region runs from base 1 to 3939 and encodes 1312 amino acids.
AUGGAUCCCGUUCAGGAGCCCGCCGUCAUACCCUCGGGUCCAGUUCCUCCAGUUGCACCAGUGACUAUAGAAUCCGCGAACACACCCGGUCAACCAGAGGAAGUUCAACAGACCUCAAAUCUCGAAAUGGAUACUUCCGAAGACACCACACAGCCUCCUCAGGCACCAUCUACUGAGGAGACUCAGAACACCGAGCCCGCAACAGAAACCACAACGGAAAUUCCUCAACAGACCGAAGCUCCGGCAGCAGAGGCCGCAGAGGAGCCAAACCCAACAGAGGAGACCACUCAGCCCUCUGAAACCGAGCCCGCCGAACAACCCGAGUCUGCUCCGGCACCUCCGGAGGAGGAACCUGCCACUUGGGCAGGCGUUGAAGAGGACACGUCUUCCCCUGACGAAGAGGAAUUGAAAAAGAUCGAGUCCAGCGAUGGCGAUUACAGUGCUUUAGAAUAUGAUUACUGGGAGAAAUCCUUCUAUAACGAAGUCGAUGACCCCGAGUAUCGACCAGCAGAGAAAGCUCGUUUGACAUGGCAGAUCAAGGGUGUGCGAGGCACCAAGGAGAAGCCAAAUCGGGCUAAGGUCAUGCGUUCCCCGCCAGCGUACGUUGGAGGGUACUGGUGGACCAUCAAGUUCUUCCCGCGAGGAAAUGGAAGCCAGUCUCUGAGUAUAUACGUUGAAUGCUCCAAGAACAUGCCGACAGUGGACGAGAAAUUACCCGAGACUGAGUUCACCGUCCGGUCUGGUGCUCCGACGGACGACUUGAAAGAAAGCGAACCGACAAUGAGCAUCAAGAUUCCGGCCUUGGAAAACUCGCAGGAGUGGUAUGAAAACUACAAGAAAUGCUACAGCUACACCGGCGUCAAUUGCAGUCCCACAGACACAACCGAAGAAGGUUCGAAGAACGUCUGGAGGGUCUCGGCACAGAUUGGCGUGAUUAUGUACAACCCUAAUGAACCUCGGACAGGUUGGAUGCAAUCAUCCUGCCAUCAGUUUAACCCACACAAUCUUGACUGGGGUUGGACAUACUUCCACGGUCCCUGGGAUGAGAUUCACCGUCGACAGAAGGGCCAACGCCAGGCUUUGCUGCGGAAUGAUACCCUAGCCUUUGAUGCCUACAUCCGGGUGUUCGAUGAUCCAACGCUAUCUCUCUGGUGGCAUCCAAGUGACUCAGAACCAGUCUGGGACAGUCUGGCUGUGACCGGUUACCGUCCAAUUGGUGAUUCCGUCAUUAAUCAUAGCGCCGAAGUCGCUGGAUUAGCAGCAUGGGUCAAUCUUGCCCCUUUCAGAAAAAUCAUUCAGAGUGUGGAUGUUCAGGAACAUCGCCGCAACUGCAAUGUAAAGCCUCGACCAUUCUGUGAAGCUCUACAAGAAUUCUUGUGGCGCUUGCGUCAUCAGAACCCGGAGAAUCAGUGCGUGGAUACCGACAAGGUCACAUCGACACUGCGUAACCUGCACGAAUACUCAAGCGACGUGGUAGAAUUCUGGGAGAGGAUGCGCCGCACUUUAGAAAUAGAACUCGAAGGUACUGGUGCAGUUGAGGAGCUCGCUCAACUUUUCGAUAGCCCGCCUGUUGCAGUGAGCGAUCCGCAAGGAUCCAAUGUCACUCACACCUUGCCUACCCAGCUCAUCACAAGCGUUCGAAUACCAGUUGAUAAGGAGACAACUAUUCAAGGAGCUCUUAGUCGGCACUUCAAAGAGCAGUCUGGUCGGUGGUCCUUGCCUCCUGUUCUUCACGUUGAGCUCAGCCGCCAAUGCUUCGCCCAAUCAUCCCGUCAGUGGAAGCUCCUUUACAACCGCGUAGAUCUCGAUGAAGUGUUGGAUCUAGCGCCUUACGUUGCCCAUGGACAGUCUGGUGAAUAUGAUCUUUACGGGUUUGUCAUUCACCGUGGUCGUCGUACAUCUGGAAAGUUCUUCAGCAUUUUGCGACCAGGUGGUCCUGGUUCUAAAUGGGUCGCCUUUGAUGACGGCAGUCAUAACCGAGUUGAAUGUUUGACGCGCAAGGCUGCUUUGGAAUCGCAUGUUGGGCUCGAUGACAGCAAGCUCAAGGAUGCCAAUGACAAGACCGGCCAUGACUUUGCUGUUGCAGCUCUUUACGUUCGUCAUGACGUCGUUAACGAGUACCUCCCUGGAAAACUGGAGCCUUGGGACGUGGCUGAGCCACUUCGCACUUAUUUUCAGACAGAGUCAUACCAGACCGCUGGGGAUGCGGAAUCUGAGUCCAAGGCUGAGCAAACUAUCCAAGUUGAAGUCUACGGUCUUCCUACUAUCGAGGAGUCACUUCCAAGUAUCUUUGACACCUAUGACUUGAUGUCCCAGGCCAAGCGUACAAACAAUGUCAUGUAUCUGACUCUACCAAAGAGCACAUCUAUUGCUGAGCUUCGGAAGAAGAUCGCAUUCUCAAAAUCGAGUGACGUCGAACAGAUUCCUAGCCAUCGCGUGAAGCUCUGGACAGUUGGACAUGCCAAGAAGCAGCUUGGUGCUGGCCUGCUCUUUGAUCGUCAAGAUGAUCUGGCUGAAACAUUAGCCAAGGAAGACACAGUGGUGCGAUUCUGGACGUAUGUCUUAUCUGAGGAAGCUGCCAAAUCGUUUGCUGUUCCUGAGCCGACAGUUGUCAAGACUCUGGAAGAGAAACCUGAAGGAGCUGUGGAAGUCCGUGAUGCUCAAGACUCAGAUGAGGAGAGACCUUCCGCCGAAGGAUCCGGCAGCAGCGCGGCGGCUGUUCCUGAACAUCAAGAGUCUAUACAGAUAGAUGUUGCUACUCCAGCGGAGCCUGUUGUAAGUCAGCAAACCGAGAACUCUUCUGGUGCAGCUGACAACGCCACCGGUGAUGUGACUAUCUCUGGUGUUCCUAACACCGAGGAUCCCACAACCUCUACUGUAACUGAUGCAGAGCCGAUGGACGUCGACGCUACAGCAUUGCCAAACAUCGAGGUUCCUAAUGCUGAGCCCGUUCCUGCAGAUUCCGAGCAAUCUGCUCAGGGCGCAGCACAGGAUACAAUCAUGGAAGACUCGCCUUCAGACAGCCGAGAUACUGGUGUCGAGUCGACUGCCAACAGCUCUACUGAAUCUCCUACUGCGGUACCUGACACUGUUCCGACUGUGCCUCACGUUUAUUACUUUGUUCAGGUAUUUGACACAGAGAAGCAGUCAUUGAAGCCUGCUGGUGCUUUUAUUUCAGCGUUGAGUGACAAUGUUAAAUCCGAGAUUCGCAAGAACAUGGGCUGGGAGGAUAACAAGGACUUCCUCAUCUGGUCUCGAAUUGACAACACAUCUGUUGUCGCUGUUUCAUCGAGUGAUACAUUUUCCAUGUCGGUUGGCGAUGGACAUUGUUUUAUUGUGGGAGAUCGACUCAACAAAGAACAACGUGCAAAACUUGGUGCAUCUGGAUUGUUUACCAACCCUGAUCGCCUCGUUCAAUAUAUCUGGGCCUCGUCCCGCAGACACCCGACGCGAGCUUUCACCGGAACCAAAACCGUGGACGCUACAUUUAACGGUGACUACUACAGUGGCGAGUUCAGCAAAGGCUACUACCACGGUAAAGGCACCCAUAUCUCGGAUACCGGUACCGUGUAUAACGGAGAGUUCAUCUUCGGGCAACGCCAUGGCCGGGGUAAGAUGGAGUAUCCAUCUGGAGACACUUACGAAGGUGAUUGGGUUGAAGACCAGCGGCACGGCCAGGGUACAUUUAUUGAGAGCAAGACCGGCAACAAGUACGUUGGUGGCUACAAAGACGGCAAACGUCAUGGAAAGGGUAUAAGCUACUGGGAAGUGGCCGACGAGGAGAUGGAUCUUUGUCAAAUCUGCUAUGGCGAAGAGCAGGAUGCCCUUUUCUACGAUUGUGGACACGUUUGUGCAUGCGUUACCUGUGCUCGCGAGGUUGAGAUCUGCCCUAUCUGCCGCAAGAACGUGCUGAAGGUGGUAAAGAUCUACAAGAUGUAGAUAUAUAUAUAUUUUCUUUCUUUUCUAGUUGAUUAUGUUGAAAAUACCCAAGUUGCGUGGAGCCCUUGGAGGGUGUGGAGUUGAUUUUGGUUAAAGUUUGAAUUGUUUUGGAUGCUUGUGAAGAUUGGAUGAUUGAUAAUUUCUGUUUCUAGAUAUAGAGAGCCUUUAUCGGUUCUAGAUUGAAUAUAUACGUACAGAUUUAUAUAU